AUGUAUCAGAGAAUGGUUAACCGGAUGUUCAAAGGCCUUCUGGGACGGAAUAUGGAAGUUUACGUAGACGACAUGCUGGUCAAAUCAAAGGCAUGUGAAAGUCAUGCAAACAACCUCGCAAAAUGCUUCGAAGUGGUCCGGAGGUAUGGAAUGAAACUUAACCUGAAGAAGUGCACUUUUGGGGUCAAAUCAGAAAAGUUUCUUGGAUUUAUCGUCAGCGAAAGAGGAAUAGAGGCAAACCCGGAAAAAAUUCAGACUUUGCUAAACAUGCCUUCUCCCAAGAAGCACAAAGAUGUGCAAAGCUUGAUCGGGAAGGUUUUGGGACAAGUGCUAGCCGACUGCAUAACAGAGUGCAAUGAAGCAGAAGCAAGCGCGAACAUACCAGUGCCACAAACUCCAACAUGGAAAGUAUUCGUGGACGAAGCGUCCAGUGAAAACGAAUCCAGAGCUGGAAUAGCAAUGAUAUCUACGAACGGACUUCGACUCCAGGCGGUUCUACGCUUUGAAUUCCCGGCUUCCAAUAAUGAAGCUGAGUACGAAGCCCUGAUUGCAGGGUUGAAAUCAGCAAAAGUCUUGGGAGCCAUGAGAGUAGAAGUCUUCAGCGAUUUCCAGUUGGUGGUAAACCAAGUGUCAGGAGAAUAUCAAAUGUGUGGAGAAAAAAUGGCUGCGUACGUAGCAAUUUUCUGGGAGCUGCUCCAUGAGUUCACGGAUUAUAAGGUGGAAAGAAUCCCUAGAGAAAAGAAUGUCCACGCAGACUGUUUGGCUAAGUUAGCAUCAGACAGCGAGGUUGAGAAACUGGGGGUGGUGCCCGUUGAACGCCUCACGGAGCCCAGCAUCAAAACCAAAAAUAUUGUGGCAGCAGUUUAG
This is a messenger RNA of Cannabis sativa, 867 nucleotides long. RefSeq lists its product as uncharacterized. The coding region runs from base 1 to 867 and encodes 288 amino acids. The record is from RefSeq and is a predicted model, not a curated record. The transcript is spliced from 2 exons. Gene Ontology annotation, molecular function: RNA-DNA hybrid ribonuclease activity; nucleic acid binding. NCBI's taxonomy places the organism in Eukaryota, Viridiplantae, Streptophyta, Magnoliopsida, Rosales, Cannabaceae.